Messenger RNA from Myotis myotis, 1744 nucleotides. RefSeq names its product Yip1 domain family member 7 (gene YIPF7). Gene Ontology annotation, cellular component: membrane; trans-Golgi network. The record is from RefSeq and is a predicted model, not a curated record. Gene Ontology annotation, biological process: vesicle fusion with Golgi apparatus; endoplasmic reticulum to Golgi vesicle-mediated transport. The transcript is spliced from 6 exons. Bases 577 to 1425 code for a protein of 282 amino acids. Lineage: Eukaryota; Metazoa; Chordata; Mammalia; Chiroptera; Vespertilionidae.
AAGAGGGAAUGAGGCCUGCAUGCCGACUCCAGCGUCUGUCUCCCACCAGCGCCCGUGGGAUUUUCUGCGAGACCUGGGGUUCGGUGCCCAGGGCGGAGACAGAAGCUGUGGGACGUCCCGUCGGCCCGUUGUGUUGUUUCUCGUCGGUUCCUGGAACUGCUCCAAGUCGUGACUGUACAGUACUCACUAGUAAUUGCUACUGGCACCUUUGUUAGAGAAUGAACUUCCGAAAGCUGACUUUUAGAAAUACUUUUUAAUGGUCAUUGGUGUUUUAGAGAGAGCGUAAGGGAGCGGGAUAAAUACAAACACUGGAGAGAGAGAAACAUCAGUGGGUUGCUUCCUGCAUGGCUCCCCCUGGGGAUGGAGCCCACGGCCCAAGCAUGUGCCCAAGCAUGUGCCGUGACCCCGAAUCACCCCAGUGACCGCCUGGUUCGCGGGUCCCCGCUCAACCAUGAGCCACACCGGCCAGGGCGAACUCUACCCUCUUUUAAUGUCAACUUCCUGCUCGUGUGUUUUUUUCUAAUCCAUUGUCUUCUCGUUUCACCUGUCUUCUGACUCUGAAUUUGACUUCGAAGGAUGUCAAACUUGGGACAAUUUGACUCUGAUUUUUACCAAUCUAAUUAUACCAUUGAGAAUCAGGAGCAGAGUUGUAAUGACUCCAAUGCCUAUGGAAAUCUUUAUGGAUCCGGAGAACAGCAAGCCAGUGAGCAGCCUCAGCUUGCCUUUGUCCCACCGGAGAUGCUCAUGUCAUCAGGUUACACUGGACAAUAUUUUCAGCCAGCAUCCAACCCGGAUUAUUAUUCACAGUCUCCUUACGCUGACAGUUUUGAUGAAGAGCCUCCUUUGCUAGAAGAACUUGGAAUUAAUUUUGAUCACAUAUGGCAAAAAACCUUGACAGUGUUAAACCCACUGAAGCCAGCAGAUGGCAGCAUUAUGAAUGAAACCGACCUGGCUGGGCCCAUCCUGUUCUGUGUGGCGCUGGGAGCCACCCUGCUUCUGGUAAAGGACAGCAGCACCAGAUUUAAACGUGUGUCCUUUCCAAUGCGAUUUUUGCAGAGUGCUUUGGAAACACAGAAGGCAGCAGGGAAAGUUCAGUUUGGUUACAUAUAUGGCAUGAGUGGCAUCGGCUGCCUGGGGAUUUACGCCUUACUAAACUUGAUGAGCUCUUCCGGGGUGUCCUAUGGCUGCGUGGCGAGUGUGCUGGGUUACUGCCUGCUCCCCAUGGUCAUCCUGUCCGGCAGCGCCGUCUUCUUUUCACUGCAGGGCAUGAUCGGUACUGUGUUGGCACUGGUCAUCAUUGUCUGGUGUAGUCUCUCAGCUUCCAAAAUCUUCAUUUCCGCCUUGGACAUGGAAGGACAACAGCUUCUCGUUGCCUACCCGUGUGCCUUACUUUAUGGACUUUUUGCCCUCUUAACAGUUUUCUGAAGAGUAUUUGAGAUGGCAUUACAAGAUUCUGUUUAUUUGCUGUUCAGAUUAUUCUGGAAAUGUAUUAGCUUUCAAAUUUGGUAAUAUGUUUUAUUGCUAUUAAGAGACUAAUAAGCAGAAAAACAAAAAAGCACUUAUGGAUGAUGCUCUAAUAGCAUGCUUGGUUUGAAUGAUGUUCUGCGUCUCAGCUUGAUGCAUUAAAACACUUAAACAUACUUUAAAAUAAAAGGGAUAAAGUUGUUGUACUGAUGGACCCUGCUUUUCUCAAUAGAUGCAUUUCUGAGAAAUUGUAAGUAAAUAAAAUCACAUGCUGACUGGA